GUCAGCAGUGCUGCUCCCUUCUCUGAGUCAUCAUGCACUGAGCAAAACAAAUCUGCCGUAGCAGCAAAGCUAACAACACCUUCAACACACCAGUGCCUGUUUAUUUGGGCUCACCUAAUACCCAUCUACCUCUGACCUUACUUCAAUACACUGCCAUUGUCUCGCUGCUUGAAGCCAUGGCUGCCAACAGGAACGCUUUGGCUCUUCACAAAGUGAUAAUGGUGGGAAGUGGCGGUGUGGGCAAGUCCGCCUUAACUCUGCAGUUUAUGUAUGACGAGUUUGUGGAGGACUACGAGCCCACUAAAGCUGACAGCUACAGAAAAAAGGUGGUUCUGGAUGGAGAGGAGGUGCAAAUUGACAUCCUGGACACGGCGGGACAGGAGGACUAUGCUGCAAUUCGGGACAACUACUUCCGCAGCGGGGAGGGAUUUCUCUGCGUGUUCUCCAUCACAGAAUCUGAAUCCUUCGCUGCUACAGCAGAUUUCAGAGAACAGAUACUUCGGGUUAAAGAAGAGGAGAAUGUACCUUUCCUUCUGGUGGGAAAUAAAUCAGACUUGGAGGACCGAAGACAAGUUGGUUUGGAGGAGGCCAAGGCCAGAGCGGAGCAGUGGGGAGUCAGCUACGUAGAGACUUCUGCCAAAACCCGUGCCAACGUAGAUAAGGUGUUUUUUGAUCUCAUGCGUGAGAUCAGAGCCAGAAAAAUGGAAGACGGCAAAGAGAAAAAUGGAAAAAAGAAGAGGAAAAGUUUGGCAACGAGGAUUCGAGAAAGAUGUUGCAUUUUAUAAUGACUGGAUCAUGCAAUAUCGCUGACAUCUCUACCCUUUCACUGCUUCCAAAAAACCCAUCAGGUUUCAUCCCUCUUCAGACAAAUGCUGAAGAUCAUCUCCUACAAACACAUCUCUCCAUUUCCUCCGGUUGUUUUUCUCAAUGGGUAUAAAAGGGCAAAACUUCAGAUAUGCAUUAAAUAACAAAUAAUGUCAAAGGUCUGACAUAUCAGAUACAACAUUUCAUUUCCCAACUCUCUGUAAUAGACUGUUAGAUUGUGUUCACUCUUUAGUUGCUUUUAGUUAAAUGUGCUAAACUUUAACACUGUAAGAACAAAAUACUACUCCAAGCUGUUUGCUUUUGAGUUCAUGGUGUGUUGACAUUUAACCUCCUGUUGUUAAACUAACUAAAGUAAAGCCUAAAUAAGAUUAAUCUAAAAUUUAAAGGUAAACUGCACAGAUGCAUUUAGGAUAUCGUUUAAAAGUAUACAUUUCUUCCAAAAAUGGGCACUGAAGCAAAUGCACAAAUUAUUAAAUGAAUUACUAAAUAUUGAUCUUAAUUUAUCACUUUACCAUUUUUAACACUAAAAAUGAUAACUCAUUCCUUCAGCAAUGCUAAAUAUUUUAUAUAUUUCCAAGUUUGUCCUUUUACCAAAACCUUUCCAACAUGCUUAGCUAUAACAUCCUGUUCAUUUCAGAGAAGCUGGCACUUUUAUUUCAGUUGAAUAAUUGUAGUGUAACAGUAUAUAAAACCUGUUUUAAAUGUGAUAUAUUAUGACCCAAUCUCUCCUUGAAUACACAUACAUUAACUAUUUGUAGUCAAAGGGCUUAUUCACUUCUAUUUGUGUGUGGCAGCAGAUUUGGAGUUUUGGUUUUGUGCUAUCUAGGGGUCCCAAAUAACACAUGAAUAUUUCUAAAAAGCGUCAUCUUGCUUGAGUCAAAUGUACUGUGAAAAACAGGUUGGAAUGUUUUAUUACACAGACUGAAUUGUGUACUUUAUUAUAACUUAUUGAAAUUUUAUUGUAACUUAUCCAGUGUAAUUAGAUUUUCUAUUGUACAUUUUAGUUCAUUUAGGGUGAAUGAGGAAAUAAAUACUCUAAAAGGGCUGGAAAGGAUCUGUGUUUCAAACUGCAGGUCUUUGCGGCUACUCUGUGGAUAUGAGAAUACUCACCCUUUUAUGAAUGGUUUUGAAUAAGCACAUCCAUGUGGAAGUAACUGUUGAGCUUGACAGUUUAUUGCCAUAUUAUUCUGGCAUCUACCAAACAAUUUCUCUUUCAUUUUGCAGCUAAAAUGUUUAACUCUGCUGUUUUUAAUCCAAAUAUAUGUUACCUGUGAAAUAUGCAAGAUUUUCCUCUUAUUUUAUCACUAACAGUCAGUUAUCAUCCCUAAAAAGCUGUAUUUGUGUGGUAAGCUAAGCGUGGGGCAAUGAUGCUGAAAUAUCAACAGCUGAUGCCUCAUUACUCUUGACUGACUUUGAGUGCUAAAAAAGCAAGUCAUUUUUAUAUAAACCUCUUUCUUGUACACUUAGUCUAAAUGUCUUCAUUUUAAUCUGUAUUUGGAACGCCUCUUGGCAAACGCUGAGUUUUCAGAUGUUCGAAAGGUGUAAAGCCAAAUUAUAGAAGGAUGUUCAAAAUAUCGAGGAGGCAACAAAUGCUGGGGCCACUGAUGUGAUGUAAUGUAUUAUUACAACAGAUAGUGUGGUGAUACAAGUGUCCAGUGAAAGAUGCAAACUGAACUUCAGUGUAAAAUGUUGUUUCUGUUACAUUAAUAAAAUCUAUUUUUGUAGACCUCUAA
Molecule: messenger RNA, 2558 nt
Organism: Danio rerio (zebrafish)
Lineage: Eukaryota; Metazoa; Chordata; Actinopteri; Cypriniformes; Danionidae
Gene: ralab
Product: RAS like proto-oncogene Ab
Biological process (GO): signal transduction
Cellular component (GO): midbody; plasma membrane; membrane
Molecular function (GO): GTPase activity; GTP binding; G protein activity
Source: RefSeq, marked provisional